Molecule: messenger RNA, 3810 nt
Organism: Acanthaster planci (crown-of-thorns starfish)
Lineage: Eukaryota; Metazoa; Echinodermata; Asteroidea; Valvatida; Acanthasteridae
Gene: meak7
Product: MTOR associated protein, eak-7 homolog
Source: RefSeq, a predicted model, not a curated record
CGACGAUAAACAGAUGAGAUUCGUAUUAUCAUAUCAACACAGGUCAGGUGACGUACAUGUACUUUUUCUUCUGGCAAUGCAGCUCAAGGUUUGAGUGAAUUCAAAUAAAAUUGUUUUGAACAAGAAGUUGCCCGCGAGGCAUUGUCCAUUCUUGUCACCAUGGGGCAGUCGUCAAGCACGAAAGAGCGAGCCAUGGAACCAAGCUACGAGAAUUUAGAGUACCAGGGCCUCUUCACCGAAGCAGAGCUGGAGGAGAUGGGCCAGACGUACCAGGCGAUCUGUCAGCUCGGCAAGGAAGCUGCAGAGAAAGCCUGCGGGUUUAGUCUACUCCAACUUCAGAGGUUCAUCGGAGGGAAACUCCCGGCGUCAAUCGUGGGGCGUCUGCACAAACAACUCCAGGCCAGAGAUGGGUCUCAGGAGGGGGCGGGGAUAUCCCGGAACACCUUUGUGGACACCAUGGCGUGCCUGAUGAAGGGAACUCCGCAGGAGCAGAGCAACUUGCUCUUUGCUCUGGUCAGUGACGAGGAGGCAGAUGCGAUGUCAGUAGGUCAGGUGUCAGAGCUGAUAGGUUCCAUGCUGAAGUCUUACGAGGCAGCCCUGAAGAGCUACGAUAGGAUGAAUGGCUGGGAAUUGACAUGCACAGCAGAAGCCAACCAAAAAUUCAUUGACGCGGUCGUGCAGUUUUUUGGCUCAGACGGUAGCAAGCCCGCUGCGGAGGCCAAAGUGAGCAGGGAGGACUUUGCACGGUGGCUGCAGCACACUCCGCUGGUGCAGCAGAUCAUUGCCGACGUUUUCCACCUGUGCUUCUCGGCCGCGUCCAGAUCGCCUGCUGCAACAGCAUCAACAGACACCGACACCUCGGUCCUUCACCACCUGCCCAGCCUGCCCCGCUGUCUGGGCGCCAACUGGCGCAAGCUUCACACCCAGCUAGACAUCCCCAGCCUCCUGAUCCUCACCCGCCACCUGCCCCACCACCUUCGGGACCAGUGGCGGUUCCUAUACUCCACGGCGGUCCACGGGCUGCCCCACCCCCUUCGGGACCAGUGGCGGUUCCUAUACUCCACGGCGGUCCACGGGGCCAGCUUCGCCACGCUGCUGGCCCACGUCACCCGCCGUGGCCCCACUGUGCUGCUGGUGCGGGACACAGAGGGCCACCUGUUUGGUGGCUUUGCGUCGGACAGCUGGGAGAUUGGGCCCAGCUUUGUUGGAUCCAGUAGGUGUUUCUUAUUUAGCCUCGCCCCCAAGGUGGGAAUCUAUGAGGCCAGCGGCCAGAAUGACCACUACAUGUACUUGAACAUUGACCAACAGACGCUACCAAAUGGACUGGGAAUGGGCGGCCAGUUUGACUAUUUCGGUCUCUGGCUAGACCAGGAGUUUGGCCAGGGUCACAGCAGGGCCAGACCUAAGUGCCUGACAUACGGCAGCCCCCAACUCUCCGGAAAGGAAGACUUCACCAUCGAUCUUGUGGAGGCGUGGGCUGUCGGUCCUCCCCCAAAGAAACCAGAGGAUGAGGACGAAGACACCAAGAAGAGCAUCCUCGACAAAGACCCGGAGGCCCAGGCCCUCCUGGAGCUGAUCGGCAAAGGGAGAAAGAGCGAAGGGCUCAGGGAGGAGGACCCGAUGGCGGACAUACCGGAGGUGCACGAACUACCCACCAAAUAGAUGCUGUUAUGGCUCAACCUACAGCCCAGUUUCCAUGAGGUCGCAACGAUUGCCGACAGCACGGAAGAUGUUAAGAUGCAGACAUUCACAAAAGAGACAGUUUGUGAUGUCAUGUGACCCUAAAAAUUACUCAAUAUUGUAUCCUUAAUGCUGGAAAUUUUCAUACGUAAUGUUUUUUUAGGUUGUCAUACCACUUUGUGAAGCCAUUUUAGAUUUGUGUUUCAUUUCUUUAUUUAUAAAAGGAAACAACAGGCCCAAUACGUAGCACUCAAGCGACAGGGACAUCAUUGUACGCCCGUCUUGCCAGUAUAUGCAUGUGUUAAUGGACCUAGACAUUUGGCAAUGGUCAGUUUGGUCCAGCGUGCAGACUAUCUGCACCUCAUUUCCGUUAGUCACAAGAAAGCAUUUUCACACGACUGCUUUGACACUGUUGGCUGCAUCCCUGUACAUUGUAAUGGAAACUGGGCCCUAGUCAACUAGAUACAGGGUGCUAAUCACUUUAUGGAGAUGGAGUCAAGAGGCCUUUUCCAGGGGACGUUCCAAAUCUGGGCAUCAACUGCUUGUGUGCCUGUAAAGCUCAAAUUAAAACGAAGUUCUUCCAUCUUUAAACCGCUUUUCAACAAAAUGUGCACAACUGUGAAGCACAAAGGGGUAAAGCCAUGCUAUAGGUCCAAAGGAGAGGAUUCCUGACACAAGUGCACGAACAGGAGUGAUUUGUAAAGUGGCCGCUCUUUUCAGUACAGUCGCACAAUGUGGUAUUACCUCACAUGGUAUCAGCGCAAAGAUAGUAUGAAGCUAUUGCCAAGUGUACUUCUAUUCAAGUGUUUAAUGAGUCCGUUUUGAAAAAGUGAAACAUUCCAUUUCAAGCACAAAUAGACCAUCAGUGUAACUGGUUACCAAGAUGGUUGUAAGAGAACUUCUUUGCGGCUGAAAUAUCUUGAUUAACACAUUCAGAACUGGUGAAAUGUAUCUCUUAAUGUACAUUGUGGAUAAUUUGUUGAACAUGUGCAUUGUUAGUAUUAUUCUAAUUAUAAAUUUUUUCCGGUAAUGACACCAAGGAUUCCUCAAAAGCGCCAUUGGCACUGUAGAUUGUAAACCUGAAGAAACCUGUAGAGAGGAGACGGUGAGAGGCAGUUGCAGUUUUAGAGGUGGAAUAUUCCGGGUAAAAACCGCAGAAUCAGAUAGAGACUGAAAACUCAAUCCACAUACGGACCGAGCCGGGAAUCGAACCCAGACCGCAGAGGUGGAAGGUGAGGAAAUAACCAUUCACCAACCUGACUGCCCUAGAGAUAUGGCGCAGAUAUGAAUCAUUGACUUCAAUAAGGUCUAAAUGUCAGAUGCCAUAGGAAUUUCAAGGUUAAAACCAUGUAUGAUUUACAACAUACAGUCAGCAAUUUUUAUGAAUUACUGCAUUUUCUGUAAUCAUUGUUUGAAGCAUUAAGUACUCAAUUGGUUGUUUCAAAUGAUUUGGGAGUAGAGCAUUUAUAUUCAAUGGUUUCAUCUUGCCUCCCUUCUGUAUAAACAAAUUCAGUUCAUGUAGAAAAAAAUGUACCUAUUGCCAGAAUAGUAAUUUGGUUGGAUUAAUCUCAUUCUUUUAUCUAGUUGUUAAUUAUUAAAAAGAACGAUAGUAUACACAAUAGGUUGAGGAAAAGAGUAAAUUUGGAUUCGAAUCUUCUCCUUUUCAACAGAAACACUGUUUUUCAUUUGAGGUAUAUUGAUUAAUUUACAAACUGUUCUAAAGUUAGCUAAACAAUGUCAAGAAUUAUGUGUUAAUUAUCUAUAUAGUUUUGAAUUUAAAGUGAUGCUUUAUUGCAAUCACAACGUACAGAUUCAAAAUCACGCUCAUAUAGUUUUCAUCUCUCAAAUGUCCUGUUUUUAGCUUUAGAAUAAAGGAAAGUUCUGAAGUUUAUGUGUAUAUAAGGCCACAUAUUUUUAUUCUGAAACAUUGACAUUUGAACAUACAUCAAGACUAGUUUGUUGCCAGUAUGUUGCUAUCAACUCUGGAAUUUAAUUAUACAUACUAUAGAAUUUAUGAAAGAAAUUUUCAAGUGUUUCAAGUAAAUCAGUGCACAACGAUAUUGUCCUUAUUUUGGUGCGGGUUAAUAAAUUGUAUUAUCAACUGAAGUUGAAGACACUUGUUUACAUAAA